ACUUCUUAUACCCCUCCUCCUCUCCAAUAGGUUUGUCAAUAGGGAUUCAAUGAAUAAGAAAAAACAUUCUCUCCUUACCGAUCGACUUUUAUCUGACACACUCUUUUUACCAAAUACUGAACAGUCCACAAUACCAGAUAUUCAAAACGAAGCUCAAAAGGAUCCUUUAGCUGCAAAAGUAUGGCGUUUAUAUACCAAAGCAAAAGAUAAUCUUCCCAAUGGUAUACGAAUGGAAAACUUGACUUGGCGUAUGAUGGCAAUGACUUUAUCAAAAAAGAAAAAAAAAGAACCAGUUCAAGAUCCCGAUGGAGAUAUUACUAUGACUGAUACUUCUUUAAUAACAACACCUCCUCCAGCAGAUGAUACUACUUCACUUUUAUCCUCUUCAGCUCCUCCUUAUACAAUGAUGGAGUUUCUACGUGAUGAAGAGACUCAGCAGGACCUAAAAAAUGUGAUGAUCUCUGGAAGUUCAAGGGCAUCUACCUCUACAGCAGAAUUCCCAUAUACUCUAACAACAACAAGUCGAAAAGUCAAUCCCAGCAUUAUGAUACCUACACAAGAAAUGGAUACAAUUGAUAACAGUAACCAACAAAGUAGUUAUGUGAAUAUGGAUAAUAAUCAACUAGAAACAUCCUAUCCAAUCACUUCAUCGAAUAUGAUCAGUCAUUCAGUACCAACAUUUCAUCCUUCUGCAUUUCCAAAUCAACAACAUCGAACAGUCUUGACAUAUUCCUCCCGUACUGGUCCAUUAUUACCUACAAGUACGGAACUAUCAUCAUCAUCAGAUAUACAAACUUAUAAAAAUCAUCAACAGGUUGAUCCUUCAUAUUAUUUUUCCUCUCAACAACAACAACAACAGCAGUCGACUGCUACAUCAUCCAAGACAACUUUUGAAUCUACUAUAUCAUCAUCAUCAAACAAUGAUUCUAUGGCAAAUACUAUGAAUCCAGGAAAUCUCAGCUUUGAAGAACUAUUGUAUAUGUAUUAUACCCCUCCUUUACCUUCAACAACCACAUCAACAAGCAAACCUGAUGACCCAUCCUUCUUAUUGAAUUUACAGUCCGUACAUCUUUCUGGUGAUACACCUUCACCAUCAUCACCACCACAAACACCGCAAUCCAUAGAUAGUAGCGUGGAUGAUCGACAUUAUCAACUUGGUAUGGCAGCCUUGGAUUUGGAAGAUGAACAACGAUUACUAGCUCUUGAAGAUUCCAUCACCACUACAUUUCGACAACAUCAUGUGAAGAAGAAAACAACACGUUCACCUUCUAGUCCAUCUAUCUUGCAACAAAAAAUGACCACGUCAAGUACUUCACUGUCUGCACCUGGAAAUCGUACACAAUGUCAUAACUGUCGAACACGUACUACACCUUUAUGGCGACGCAAUCCUCAAGGUCAACCUCUUUGUAAUGCUUGUGGUUUAUUUUUGAAACUACAUGGUAUAGUUCGACCGCUUAGUUUGAAAUCGGAUGUGAUCAAGAAACGGAAUCGGGUGACCAAUGGUAUACAACAAAAGCAAAAGGCGAAGCAGAAACAAGAUAUGAGUGGAAAAAAGAUCAAAACUUCUUUUUUUUCUUCUUCUUCUUCUUCUUCUUCUUCAGAUAUUUCAGUUUAUCAUCCACGUACAAUUGCACCAAGUACAAAUCGAUUAACAAUAUCACCUACAUCUUCUUUACCUGAAGACAUGAACAAACGACAAAGAACAAUACAAGAAAAGGAAGAAAAAGAAGAAGGAUCAAUCUAUACAAUAUUAGAAUCCAUUGGAACUCAUUUGAAUAGUUUACCUCCCGAAUUAUUACCAUUGAUUGCGUCAGCUGCCAAUUAUCAUGCUAUGACGAAACAAAGACAACAACAAACAUCCAAUAUAGUUCAGUAUGAACAGAAUCAUCAAGUCGCAGCUCUCUUACAACGAUUGUUUCAGACUCCCACUUCUUCAGGUGAUCCAUCUACUUUUGAACAACUUUAAGGAAUUAUGGCUGGUUCCGUGGCAUUCUUUUUUUUUUUUUGUGUCAAAUAUACCUGAUUGACAUUAUAUGAUACUUUUUUUUUCAUCUCCCUUCAUUUUCUAUAUAUAUUUAUUAUUUACCUGAUGUUUAUUUAUGUUACAAUAGAAUUUUUUUUUUUUUUUUU
Messenger RNA from Halteromyces radiatus, 2130 nucleotides. RefSeq lists its product as uncharacterized. The coding region runs from base 50 to 1966 and encodes 638 amino acids. The transcript is spliced from 2 exons. Gene Ontology annotation, biological process: positive regulation of transcription by RNA polymerase II; negative regulation of transcription by RNA polymerase II. Gene Ontology annotation, molecular function: zinc ion binding; DNA-binding transcription factor activity, RNA polymerase II-specific; RNA polymerase II cis-regulatory region sequence-specific DNA binding. NCBI's taxonomy places the organism in Eukaryota, Fungi, Mucoromycota, Mucoromycetes, Mucorales, Cunninghamellaceae. The record is from RefSeq and is a predicted model, not a curated record.